Pogonomyrmex barbatus (red harvester ant) is the source of this 3105-nucleotide messenger RNA. Its product is annotated as atrial natriuretic peptide-converting enzyme. Gene Ontology annotation, biological process: proteolysis. Lineage: Eukaryota; Metazoa; Arthropoda; Insecta; Hymenoptera; Formicidae. The record is from RefSeq and is a predicted model, not a curated record. Gene Ontology annotation, molecular function: protein binding; serine-type endopeptidase activity.
AAAUUUAUUAAAUUUAAGUAUUCUCUCUUUACAGCGAUCGGACGCUAUAACAUCCUCAAGCGGAAAGCGGGAGAUGCAUCUUGUCGAUAUCCAGGUUUACGAUUCUUAAGAUACGGAAAACGAAUAGUUGAUCGUCCUUGAAUGGUCAUCCAUCGUUCGUUAAUACGCAUUCUUACGAAGGAAAGGAAUCUACGAUGAUUCUUGCGACUCUUCGAGGCGGCCAAGUUCUGAAGGAGGGCUGACGAAGCGCGAGAGCGCGAGAUCACGAGAUAGAAAAAAAAAUGACCGUCGCGAUGGAGCACAAGCGGAAGAGUUCGUGGGACUCGAAGAUUUCGGUGAGUACGGUAAGCACCCGAAGAUUCAGCCGUGCCGGAACUCCAAGUUCGAUCCUGUCGUCUGACAGUGACAUUCGCUUCACGAGAAAGCUCGGCGGGCAGUAUCGUUGCGGAUGCUGCGUUCUCGCCGCUUUCUUGUUCUUCCUUCUCUUCUCGGGUGUCUCCAUAUACCUCGGCUACACGUUCCUCACGUCGGAUCCACCCGGUGAUCAAAUAUUCCUCGCGAUAUUCCGAGUUACCAAAGGCGAUUCUUUCACCGCGGAACUAGCUGAUCCUUCUACCGAGGCCUUUCGAAUACGGUCGCGAGAAUAUCGCGAUCGUCUUAAUCUUAUCUUCCGACGCAGCUGGCUGAAAUUAUCGUUCCUCGCAGCAGAUGUCCUAGCGCUUGAUGGGGUGGAAGGCCGCGAUUUGGUGGUACACUUUGACGUGAGGUUUGACCCACGAUAUCAGACUAUAACUACUGGAAAUAUCGUAGACAUUUUAUCGCGGGAAUUGAAUCCUGAAACUUCACGGUAUUUGGCAAAUCUGACGAUAGAGGCCAAAAGUCUCGAAGUGCAGGAAAGCUUGAAAGCCCUCAAUGCGCAGAGUAGUCCGCAGUCGACCAUCUCGACGUUACCGCCGACGACCACAGUCCCUCCACCAAGAAGAUGCAGCAAGCUAGACUUAUCCUAUUGUAAACACCUCCCUUACAAUGUCAGCUCGUAUCCGAACAUAUUAGGACAUAGAUCAUUGGCAGACGUUGAAGAGGAUGUUAUUGCCUUUAGAGAACUGGUCGAUGCGGAAUGUUAUGCUUUGGCCUACGACUUCGUCUGCCAGGUGUUGCAGCCCGCGUGUCGAUCGAGUCAACCAGAGGAUCUGCUGCAAUUACCUUGUAAGAGCUUCUGCAGAGAAUUCUGGAAUGGAUGCGGCAAUCGUCUUCCUGAGAAGAUAAAACGCGCCUUGGAUUGUUCCAACUUUCCGGAAUAUGCCGGUCCUGGCAGUUGCAGAUCGAAGCCAGGAUGCGUACAAGCGCUUCAGUCGAAAGCUCUAUCUCCGAGAAUUUGUGAUGGUGUGAUUGACUGCCCGGAUCUUUCGGAUGAGAAAAAUUGCGCCUACUGCAAGGAUGGUUACAUGCAUUGCGGAGUAGGAAGAAACUGUAUACCACAUACGAAGCGAUGUGACGGCAAGAUGGACUGUCCGAAUGGCAGCGACGAGAAAGACUGUCUAUUCUUAGCACCGAGCGUUCAUGAAUUAAGAUCACAAUCCUGGAGCACGCCACACGUCGCAAAGUAUAACAAAGAGGGCUAUGUUGUAUUCAAUGAGAAAGGCACCAUCGGGAAACUCUGUACGGCAAACUUAAAUGCUACUUUACCGGACACGGAGAUGGAUAACGUUCUUCAAACGGCAGCGAGCUCGUUGUGCACUUUACUCACUUAUACUGGUGUAGCUUCCGUUGAAGUAAGGACUGAUGAUGAAGAAGAUGUUCCAUAUGUAUAUAUGGAAGAUCCAUCUGCAUCGGAAAUUACUUUUGUCCGGGCUCCUUGUCCUAGCAAAGAAGUUCUGUACGUCCGUUGUUCUGAUCUUGAAUGUGGAAUACAACCUCUGCAUAUCAACGGCGGUAUUAAUGGUCUCAAUAAGAUGGCAGAACCCGGUGAUUGGCCUUGGCACGUUGCACUCUUCAAGGAGGGAGUUCAUGUUUGUGAUGCCACUCUCGUGGCAGACAAUUGGUUGCUCACAACUGCGUACUGUUUCCAAGGUCAACCGAAAGCGGAGUGGUCGGCCCGGCUUGGUGUCGUGAGACUCUCGAGCACAUCACCUUGGGAACAAGAACGUAGGAUUGUCGGUAUGAUUAAAUCACCAGUGGAGGGUACGACCGUUUUGGUAAAAUUGGAUAGACCAGUGACGACCUUUUCGGACUUUGUGAGACCGGUUUGCCUGCCCUCCAGCGAGAAUCCACCGAGCAAUACAUCGCAAUGCAACACACUUGGCUGGGCAAGAAAUCGCGAUUUACUACAAAGGGUACAACUCAAACAUAGUGCAAUGGAGAAAUGUGAAAAUAUCAGCAUCCCUUCAGUGAAUAGUGUUUGUACCGAGCAAGCAUAUUCCACAGACGAUUGCAACGAAGAGGAGCUUGCCGGUAGUUCAAUGCUAUGUCUUCAAACAGAUGGCCGAAAAUGGGCACUAACAGGUAUUGGUAGCUGGAGGAUAGCCUGUUCAAAAGAUGGCAUUGAGAGACCUCGAUUAUAUGAUAAAAUAUCAUCGCAUAUUGAUUGGAUUAAAUCUACCAUUGCCUAAUCUGUCAGCAAGUUAACGUUUAAUAAAUGUCAUAUCGUGAACAAGAUGCAUGUUCGAUGUACACAAGAUGGAUCUCGAAUGAAAAGAAUAGCCAUCGCAUUUUAAAAUAUAGGACUGAUAUCGAAAUUGUGAUAGAAAUUUCUAAACUGUUACGCAUGAUAUAAAAUCAUUGCUGCAUAUCGAUUGAGACUCAAUUGCGUUCAUCUUGCACGAAUACAUGUUACUGUUAUGAAUGUAUAAUUUUAUCAGAUACGAGAUAAGAACAUAUCCUGUUAUUAAUCACUGGAACGUGCAAUCGCAUUCUUGUAUAUACAAAUGUCUUUUAUUUAGAAUACGAAAAUAUUUUGUUAUCGUGGAAUAAUUUUUUAACUUAUUUUUCUCGCUCUACAUUUACUCUACAUCUGUGUUCUUUUAGAUUCGAAUCAUUAUUUUAAUGAUUACAAUGCCUCUACAUUUUGUAAGAUCGUUUACGCAUUAAAGUUUCUUAAAAUAAUAA